Molecule: messenger RNA, 1355 nt
Organism: Scaptodrosophila lebanonensis
Lineage: Eukaryota; Metazoa; Arthropoda; Insecta; Diptera; Drosophilidae
Product: gastrula zinc finger protein xFG20-1
Exons: 2
Coding region: 1-1266 (421 amino acids)
Biological process (GO): regulation of transcription by RNA polymerase II
Cellular component (GO): nucleus
Molecular function (GO): RNA polymerase II cis-regulatory region sequence-specific DNA binding; DNA-binding transcription factor activity, RNA polymerase II-specific
Source: RefSeq, a predicted model, not a curated record
AUGGACUUCAGCGAGGCUGGCGACGCGCGCUGUUAUCUCUGUAACUAUAAUUUCCGGGAUAAUAAGGUGUACGAACGGAUGUUUGAGGAGCGGCUAAAUGUGAAUGGCCAACCACAGAAUUCGCUGGCUUCUAUACUAGCCAUCGUUUUGGGUUACGAACUGCAUGAGCAAAGCGUGCACUCGACGCUGUUGUGCAGCACUUGCAAGGUGAGUCUGUUAAAUUUCGAGGCCUUGGAGUGCAAGCUGUAUGAGGCUCGAUAUGAAAUACUUCGCACACACAAAAAAACAAUAAAACUCUACGAAAUGCAUGUCAAAACUGUUAAAUGUGUCGGCGAUGCUGAACAUAUACAGCCAUUGGACAUCAAGGUAGAGGCACAGUCGGAUUUAGACUCCGAUUUAAGAAGUGACAAUGCAGAACUGAGCACAUUAGAGUCGGAUGAUUUAAUCUAUUUCGAUGACGAGGACGCCGCUGGCGAGCUCACUGUUGAGAUCAAGACAGAGGAGGAGUGCGUUAGUGUGCAGCAGAAAGAGCAAGAACCCCACAUUAAAGAACAGCAGCCGCAGAAAACCCGUAGCUAUGCUUGCACCAGCUGUUCGGCGACAUUUCUAACGCGCCCACAGCUCACUGCCCACCGCCGUACGCACAAACAGUUGACCUGCAAGCACUGCGGCAAGACGUUUGGUCAAACCAAGGAUCUGCACGAUCACAUACGCACACACACCGGAGAGCGACCAUACGAGUGCGAGCUGUGCGGUGCCCGCUUUACGCAGCGCUCAAACUGGCGUACCCAUCUACAAACCACACACUUAAGCGAGGCCAAAUUUAAAUGCACCGAAUGUGGCAAGUGUUACAAACGACAACGCCUGCUGGAUUAUCACAUCAAGUCAGCGCACACUAAAGUGCGAGACAUCCGCUGUGAGCACUGCGAGGCCACUUUCAGUCAUCCGCACUGCUAUAAGCAACACCUGCUCUGCCACACGGAUCAAAAGCACUUCAGCUGUGAUAUAUGUGGGAAGCGUUUUAAACGCCGCGAGAAUCUGCAGGUGCACCUGUUCGUCCACAGCAACAAGAAGCCGUAUGCCUGCAAUGUUUGCGACGCUGGGUUUAUGCGAAAAGCCCAAUUGCUGGCUCAUAUGCAGCGAAGUGAUCAUGUAAGCGAUACAACUGUGAUAAAUCGCCCAGAAUUCAGUACCGUCUAUAGCGAUAAGAUGGGCCGAAAUCUACAGUUACCGCCAGAGGAUACUGCGGAGGCAAUGCCAUCGUAAUUGGAUCUAGAAGUAUGUUAUUAGGAACUCAAAGCUUUAUUGUAUAUUUAUUUAUGUAAUUAUAUGUACAUAUAUGUGAAAUAGCGGAA